Solea solea (common sole) is the source of this 10095-nucleotide messenger RNA. RefSeq names its product misshapen-like kinase 1 (gene mink1). The record is from RefSeq and is a predicted model, not a curated record. Gene Ontology annotation, biological process: protein phosphorylation. The coding region runs from base 1275 to 5177 and encodes 1300 amino acids. Gene Ontology annotation, molecular function: protein kinase activity; ATP binding. NCBI's taxonomy places the organism in Eukaryota, Metazoa, Chordata, Actinopteri, Pleuronectiformes, Soleidae. The transcript has 32 exons.
ACUACAUCAAGUCUGGAAGUGGGAGGGAGGAGGCAGGACUUGGGAAGCAAAACAUGGCGAAAUAACAAGUUUGGCUGUUAGCUGCAGUUUUAACCUGCACCUCAUCCCCGCAGUGUUGGACUAGAAUUAUUCAUUUUUAUAAAACUUGGACGGUGGGAAACGAAAGCAACGUUAAAAAGUCGAAAGAGUCGAGGCCCAAGCUGACAAGGCGAAACCCCGGUUAGUGCCCGUGUGCCUCCCGUGUUUCCCCCGGAAGGUUGGCGGUGCUAGGCGCGACUGACUGACAACACAGAAAAUGGAUGAAGAAGGAAAGUUUAUUCUGGGGAAAGAUUGUUUAGUCUGCUAGCUUAGCAGCGUUAGCUCCAGCCAGUCGACGGCGUAAAUCGAACGUACGCACCUGACUCGUGCGGUAUUUGGGUUUGUCGCGCGCUCCGAUUGAAAUAAAAAAAAAAGAGCAUUCAAGUCAAGUAGUUCUAAACAAGUUUGACAACUGCAGCCGCAACGAGAUUGUUGUUAAAACGCGUGUCUGGUUUUUCGCACCUUUCCCUGAGUGAUACAGUAGGAGGACAUCUUUUUUCUGACUCAUAAUAAUAAUGACAGUCUGACAGUCGGUUCUGGUGCGGACGGACCCGGACGCCAUCGUCACAUCAGACGUUGCGUUCUCCUUAAAAAAAAAAACGACCACUGCGUUACCGAGCCAUUCAUGUUGUGCUGGACUUUGUCGGCGUAUUAUUCCAGAGCCAAGCCAAACCUAUGUGGUAGAGUUUAUUUCCUUUUUUAUUAACGUUGUACGCAUUUUUUUUCCCUUCUGAAAUACAACGUUAUCUGGGAUGCUGGAGAGCAGCAGAGACGUCUCGUCGAAAUGAACGCAGCAAGGUGUCCAACAACAACAUUAGUGGAGGUGCAUUGCAUUGAACGCCUGCCAAUUGUUGGAAUUUUACGGUGACGUUAACACUCUGUGGCAAACCUUCCGUUCGUUUAGUUUAAUGUGCUUCGUUUUGCUGAUACUGUGCCCCUGGGUUUGUGUUUGCGGAGAACAUCGCAGCUCUCGGCCAGAGUUGACGUGAUCUUGCUCGCUGGGUGCGUCUGUGCCAGCUCCAUCAUCUGCGAUGUGUUUGCUAAUCUAGCACCCACCGUGUUGUUCCGCUACACUUUCAGCAUAACUGGCUUUUCUGUGAACAAGAUAAGCCCCGUCAAGCUCGCCUUGUUUCCCCAGCUACUUCUUAUUUAAUAUCUGGCCAACUUGUGAGCCAACGUCACAAGUUUCGCCAGCUAUGUCUGAAAACGCCCCCACACGAAGCCUGGACGACAUAGACCUCGCAGCUCUGAGGGAUCCAGCAGGGAUCUUUGAGCUGGUUGAGGUUGUCGGAAAUGGGACAUAUGGACAAGUGUACAAGGGCCGUCACGUGAAGACGGGUCAGCUGGCCGCCAUCAAGGUGAUGGAUGUCACAGAAGAGGAGGAAGAGGAGAUCAAAGCAGAAAUUAACAUGCUGAAAAAAUACAGCCACCACCGCAACAUAGCCACAUACUACGGUGCCUUUGUCAAGAAGAGUCCACCAGGACAUGAUGACCAGCUCUGGCUGGUGAUGGAGUUUUGUGGAGCGGGCUCAGUGACCGACCUGGUAAAAAACACGAAAGGCAGCUCUCUGAAGGAGGACUGGAUCGCUUACAUCUGCAGAGAAAUCCUGCGGGGCCUUUCUCACCUCCACGCUCACAAAGUCAUCCACCGAGACAUCAAGGGCCAGAAUGUCCUUCUAACAGAGAAUGCAGAGGUCAAACUCGUUGAUUUCGGGGUGAGUGCUCAGUUGGACAGGACUGUUGGUCGUAGGAACACCUUCAUCGGCACACCGUACUGGAUGGCACCUGAGGUCAUCGCCUGUGAUGAGAACCCUGACUCCACCUAUGACUACAGGAGCGAUAUCUGGUCCUUGGGGAUCACUGCUAUUGAGAUGGCAGAGGGAGCACCUCCCUUAUGUGACAUGCACCCAAUGAGAGCCCUCUUCCUGAUCCCCAGGAAUCCUCCUCCAAAACUUAAAUCCAAAAAAUGGUCCAAGAAAUUCAUUGACUUUAUAGAGGGCUGCCUUGUGAAGACGUAUCCCAGCCGGCCGUCCACAGAGCAGCUGCUCAAGCACUCUUUCAUCAGAGACCAGCCCACUGAGCGACAGGUCCGAAUUCAGCUCAAAGACCACAUUGAUCGCACGCGCAAGAAAAGGGGUGAGAAAGAAGAGACGGAGUACGAGUACAGUGGUAGUGAUGAAGAGGAUGAAAAUCGUGGAGAUGACCGAGAGUCAAGUUCGAUCCUCAACGUGCCUGGUGAGUCGACCCUCAGGCGGGACUUCCAGCGCCUGCAGCAGGAAAACAAAGAGCGCUCGGAGGCUCAUAAGAGACAGCAGGCCCAACUGGCUGCUCAGCGCCGCGACCCUGAGGAACACAAGAGGCAACUGUUGCAUGACAGACAGAAACGCAUCGAGGAGCAGAAGGAGCAGCGCCGCCGACUCGAAGAGCAACAGCGAAAAGAGCGAGAGAUGGUGAGGCAGCAAGAAAAGGGUCCCCACCGGAGACUCGACGAUAUGAGACGGGAGGAAGACAGAAGGUUGGCUGAGAGGGAGCAGGAGUUUAUCAGACACAAGUUAGAGGAAGAGCAGCGGCAGUUAGAAAUCCUUCAGCAGCAGUUGCUUCAGGAGCAGGCUCUGCUCAUGGAGUAUAAGCGCAAGCAGCUGGAGGAGCAGCGUCAGUCAGAGCGGCUACAGAGGCAGCUGCAGCAGGAGCAUGCUUACCUGGUUUCUCUGCAACAACAGCAGCAGGAAAAGAAGCCCCAGCUCUACCAUUACAACAAAAACCUGGAGUCAAACAACAAACCUACAUGGGCCCGUGAGGUGGAGGAGAGAAGUAAGCUCAACAGACAGGGCUCUCCGAAAAUCUGCACCACUGUCUCCGACACUGCCAUCCAGUCACGCUCGGACUCGAUCAGUCAGUCAGGAGUGGUCCAGUCUGCUCAGACACCACCAAUGCAGAGGCCCGUUGAACCUCAAGGAGGGCAGAGCAAGUUCCAGAUGGCUCACUUGGUUCCUCUGAAGCCUUACGCUGCUCCCGUUCCUCGCUCCCAGUCUCUCUGUGACCAGCCCACUAAGACCAUGUCCGCCUUCCCCACCCAGGAUCCCUCCCUCACUCCCGCCCCCCGUCCCAUCCACUCUAGAGAGCUGGUGCGUCAAAACUCAGACCCCACUUCUGAAACCCCGGCACCACAGGUGCAUCAAAUCAGAGAGGAUCGUGGGCCCUGGAUCCGCUUGCCCGAUGUCGAGCUCCCACCUAAGAUUCCUCAGAGGACAGCAUCUAUCGCCACGGCUCUCAACACCAACCUCACAUCUGGCAUAAGGCAUCCAGUGAGAGCCAGCAAUCCAGAUCUCAGCCGCAAUGAUCGCUGGGAAAGAGGAGACAGUAUGAGCAUCAUUUCCAAUCUUCCCCAGACGGGCUCUCUAGAGAGGCAUCGCAUCCUCGGUUCCUCCAAAAUGGAGUCGCCCGUUCUCUCUCACGAUAGUCGCCAUAAGCCAGGAGAGUCCCGCACUUCUUCACGCCCUGGGCGUCCUGCUAGUUACAAGAGAGCUAUAGGGGAGGAUCAUGGCCUUUUUGCCAAAGAGCGCGCCGAGGAGCAGCCAAGGCCGCCAGUGAAGGCCAACGAUUACUCCUCGUCCUCCGAGAGCAGCGAGAGUAGCGAGGAGAGUGAGAGCGGCGAGGGAGCAGAGGAGGAAGAAAGCCCCACAGACCGUCACAGGGAUGCAGACACCGACUCCGUCAACACAAUGGUGGUUCAUGAAGAUGAAGGCGAGGCCGGAGAAGGAGAGCAAGCUGGAGGCUAUGGGGAUCAGACCAUGCUGGUGCAGAGGACCCCAGAGAAGCGGAGCCAUAAUGGAUACACUAACUUGCCUGAUGUGGUGCAGCCCUCCCACUCCCCCACUGACUCAGCCACUCACUCUUCCCCUGGGAAGGACUCUGUUUAUGAUUAUCAGUCCAGAGGUUUGGUUAAAGCAUCUGGAAAGUCCUCCUUCACCACCUUUGUGGAUCUGGGCAUGUACCAUUCACCAGGAGUUACAGGGGACAACAUGUCUGUCACCGGCUCCAGGUUUGAGCAGCUGAAGAUGGAGGUGAGGAAAGGAUCCAUGGUGAAUGUCAAUCCCACCAAUACACGCCCGCCAAACGACACGCCAGAGAUCCGCAAGUACAAGAAGAGAUUCAACUCUGAGAUCCUUUGUGCUGCACUUUGGGGUGUGAAUCUACUGGUGGGAACCGAGAAUGGUUUGAAGCUGCUGGACCGCAGUGGUCAGGGCAAAGUUUACCCCCUCAUCAACUCCCGCAGGUUCCAACAGAUGGACGUCCUGGAGGGCCUCAACCUGCUCAUCACUAUAUCAGGCAAGAAAAACAAGGUGCGAGUCUACUACCUGGCCUGGCUGAGGAAUAAGAUCCUCCACAAUGACCCUGAGGUGGAGAAAAAGCAGGGCUGGACCACAGUGGGGGAGAUGGAGGGCUGUGUGCACUACAAAGUGGUGAAAUAUGAGAGGAUAAAGUUCCUGGUGAUUGCUUUGAAGAAUGCGGUGGAGGUGUACGCUUGGGCUCCCAAACCCUAUCACAAAUUUAUGGCCUUCAAGUCAUUUGCAGACCUGCCCCACAGGCCAGUCCUGGUUGACUUAACAGUGGAGGAGGGCCAAAGGUUGAAGGUCAUCUACGGCUCUUGUGCCGGUUUCCAUGCCAUUGACGUUGACUCUGGAAACAACUACGACAUUUACAUUCCUGUGCACAUCCAGAGCCAAGUGACACCGCACGCAAUAGUGUUCCUGCCCAGCUCAGAUGGCAUGGAGAUGCUGCUGUGCUACGAGGAUGAGGGCGUCUAUGUCAACACCUACGGACGCAUCAUAAAGGAUGUCGUCCUGCAGUGGGGCGAGAUGCCCACAUCUGUUGCUCAUAUCUGCUCAAAUCAGAUUAUGGGCUGGGGAGAAAAGGCCAUAGAGAUCCGUUCUGUGGAGACGGGCCACCUGGACGGUGUCUUCAUGCACAAAAGAGCCCAGAGGUUGAAGUUCCUCUGUGAGAGAAAUGACAAGGUGUUCUUCGCGUCGGUGCGGUCUGGAGGCAGCAGCCAGGUCUACUUCAUGACCUUGAACAGAAACUGCAUCAUGAACUGGUGAAGGAUCGGCUGCUCUGGUCAGUGUGUUUAGAAACCAGCGGGGUUUGAAGGAAACGAGUGCAUCCGAAAAUUCUCGCCAGCGCAUGCACACGCACACAAACACACACACACACAAAUGCAAACACCUCUCUCGCUUUCUCUCCAGCUCACUCUCACACACACACGCAGUCAACACACUCACACAAAUAAACACCAGUAAUAUCUCGGUCCAUUCCACUCCGAAGCUGAGGCCAAUACGAUCACAUUCUCCAUGGAAUCAUCAUGAAAAAUCACUGAUCCUCACAUGUUGAUACCAUCUGUUGAUUUCUACUGUAUAUAUUCUCGUCUCGAUUUACUUUACUUGGUGGACUCGUGUUUAGUCGUAACUAUUUAGUUCCUUAUUGUGAAGUACGUUUAAAAAACAAAAACCCACACAAAAACCCCACAUUCCUUGAUGGUUCUACAGUAGGUAUUGAGGAAGGCAUUAUUUACCAAUACUGUAUGUUGAAACUAAGCUGUAAAUAGUUGAAUCAUUUACAGGCCUCUUAUACGGCCUCUCCAUUAAGUGUGUUUUGCCACUGGACACAUGGUGGAAAAAAAAAAAAAAUGCUGGAACACCCUCGCUGUAGUGGCAUGUGCACCCCCCCCUCCGCCUCAGUUGUGUUGGGGGUGUUUUCACAAUUACAGAAAGGCUUAAAGGAAGGAAAAAAAUAUUAGAAUGUGACAUGGUUAUCAAGGAGUGUCGUUAAUCUGAAGACUUAUUCGCUCUAACGUCAGUUUUCUUCUUCAAAGUCUUUAAUGCCUCAAAAGCAAAAAUAGAUUUCAGUUUAAAAACCAAAAUAAUCAAAGUGAUCACUUUCAAAUCUCCCACUUCUUUUCUGUUUUAGCUCAAAUUAACUGACUCAACUGGCUUGUAUCUAGACUUUGAGUUUGUAGAAACCUUUGAUAUUUAUACUGUAUGUAGUGAUUGUAUUGGUAUUAGCCUACUGGUAUUCUUCAUUUUACUGUAACUAUAUUGCCAUUAUAUUGCAAUAUACUCGUGUAGUCUUUGAAAGAGGAGAUUCGCUGCGUUUUGGCUGGUGUUGUUCGGCGACCGCGUCAGAGGAGACGGUGAAAGGAGGGCGUCACUGAGGUUCCAGUGAUGAAGGGAGAUCAUUUUCAGGGUCCUGUCACCCUUCUACCACAGCAGUGGUCUAUCUACUGUAUUAUAUUUCAGUUCCUACACUAGUUUUUCUGUCGGUGUGGAUCUUCUUUAUUUUUUCAUCCGGGGCGAUUGCAGUGAAACGGCUCUAAGUGUGGCACAGUUCAUUUCUUUUUGUCUCGGGUAAGAGGGAGGAUUUAAUCGUGAGGGGACUCUGCACCGUCUCGUCAAGCACUUUGUAAGAACACAGCUGGAACAUGUGAUGAUGCUUUAUUAUAUUAAAUUUUCAAUUUAUGCCAAACGCUCGCGGCAUAUUUUGCAAAGAACUGAGGCCAAAGGCAAUAGAGUUUAAUCGAGUUAAAUAGAUUUGGAGACUCGAGUUUAGAGAACAAACUAUUCCGACAGUUCACUAACAGUUUUCCUUUCGCUUUAUAAAUCCAAAAAGUCAACUGGCUUUUCACUAAUGUGAUAGUGUCAUGUUUUGGUAGCUGCUUGGUUUCUCCUGUUUCUCUCUUUACUCUUAGUUAUUUUGUGGGAAUAAACUUUUAGUCCAAGCAGCAGCAGCAGCAGCAGCAGCAGCACAAAUGCUCCUCAUACACCAGGUACACGUAUGUAAGAGGCAGUGUGAUCUCGAGUCUGUUUAGUGACUGACGUGGUUGCAACAACGCUGUUUUUUUUGGGGGGGGGGGUGAUUCUGCCUCGCCUGAUGCUGACACGUUAAAGCUGAAAGAUGAUUUUUGUAAGACUGCCUGUACGAAAAAGCUUUUGGAUGUUACGAAAAAGGAACGUUGGAAUAGUCUGCUCAUCUAAAACUAAAGAUGAUAUAUAUAUUAUGUGUGUUCAGGGUAAAGAGCGUCUCAUCAAAGAUCACAUAAAUAGAUUUAAUAGAUUUUAUUAAGCGAAAGCGCAUGGAGAGCACUUUGGCUUCAGAAAGCAUACGUUUAUCUUUAAUUAUAUCGUGAUCAGAUACUUAGGUGUGCAUGUGCGUCAUGGAAAUUAUAGUAUAUAGCACUGUAUCAAAGUUGUUUUCCUCUUACAGUGAAGGUUUUUAUUCUUUAACAUGCCACUGUGCCACGAUGACUUGCAUUUCAAAACGUUGCAAUUAGCGCUGGCACUCAUUCUUUUUUAUGGUCGAAACAUUAUUACUAUUUCUUCUGCCAUGUUUACAGUUUAAGCAGUGCCUUGGAGUUGGGAAGGCGUUAAGUUUUACCCCCCCCCCCCUCACCCCACGUGUGUCAUAGUUGAAAUCAAAUAAAGAAGAGGCACAACUGUUUCUGCUGCCUGUCCUGUGCCAGUGAAGUGCACUUAAUUUCAAUCUGAAAAAGGAAUCCCUUUAGAGGGACGUGAACUGCUUUUGUGGCACCACAUCCAACCUGAAAAUAUCAAUCAGUUCAGAGAGUUGCAAUAACAAAUAAUAAUAAUAAAUACAUGUCCAAUCAAUCAAGUGUAACAUGUAUAGGAUCCACUCAGAGUGGGAGCCAGUAUAUAGAGAAAAGCCAUACGUAUGAAACAGGUGUGUAGGUGAUGACUUAGUACUUGUACACAGAUCCAGUUUAGACUGUGUGAUGUCUGUUCAGAAAGUGCUUAUUAUAUUCUUUAGUCAUGCUGAUUGUUUAAUCUCGUAGUGGGGAAAGUAGCUUGAUUCUAAGUCUAUUUUAUAAGAUAUGUAAAUUAGUCUAUAUUGAGAAAUAAAAAUGGAAAAAAACGUGAAUGUACAUCUAUAAGACAGAUUUGUAUUUAUAUAAAAAUGCGUGCCACUCCAUUAAUCAAAGCACAAUGUAUUUAAAGUAGAGAGAGAUUUUGUUUUUUUUUCUUCCUCGGUCGCUCGGCAGUCGUCGAACUUGUCAGCGCGUGGUCACUUCUAGUGCGGCGAGACCAGCUGUGUGUGUGUGUGUGUGUAUGUGGACAGUUACUCCAACUGUGACUCUGACACGAGUGGCUACUCACAGCUUGGCGCUCUGGACUCUCGGACCCGGGAGUUGAUUUGCCGGCGUGGGGUCGACAGACUGUUGAUAAGCUCGGGUGACGACAUGGAUCACCACAGAGUCGGUACAGAGGUGAAGGGCCACGCGGCCUUUGUGUUGUGAGGUUAUUGGCUCUUGGCUCUUGGCUUUGAUCAACUACUGACGACAACAGACAAAAGCAGACGUUUCAUACAUGUUUGCCCUAAAAAUCAAAAAACCUGCAUCGCUGUGUUUAAAGUUCCAUUCCAAAAGCACACUCUGGCUGUUUUGUCAGCACAAGACGGCAGCCUCUUUAAAUCAAGGCCCUGGCCCGAAGUAAAUCCAAAAGGCUUAGUCUAAGGCUACUAAAGACAAGUUAUUUAUUUAUUUUUAAAGCGAUUAUACACUUAGAAAUACAUACUUAUGAGUAGUAUAUUAACUUUCUACCAAUAUAUGCUCCUCAUUGUCACACACUGCACCUUAAAAAUCUAAAUUUCACUUUUUAAUGCUGGGAAAAAUAUAUAUUUUUUUUGGAUGGGGGAAUAAGGAAAAAGUGAAUCAUCCAAUAAAAUGCACAAGAGCUUCAAGCAGAGAUGAGGAAAAACUUAAUUCUAACUCCACAGUUGCCACCCUCUGUGGUUUUUUUGUUAUCAGAUUCAUAGUCAUCAGACUUUUCACAGCUGCUUCGGCAAACUUUUUCCCCCUGUGAAGUAUUUCUCCCCAAAUUCUCCUUUUUAACAGCCUCACUUCUGUUGCACAACAUAAAAAAAAAACAAUUAUUGUAUUUCUCUCUCUCAGCUACAGUGCAUAAGCUUAGUGUCGCAUAUUUAACUCAUUGUAAAUCACUACAGAGUAAAGAGAGUUAUACGAAUAAAUGUUAAAUAUUAGGUUGAUCAAUUUGAAUUUGGCUGAGAAAAUCCACCACAUGUAGAAGAUGUAUGACAACCCCACAUUGUCAUACUUUUAUUUAAUCGUCCUAAUUCCUUUAGUUCUUUUGCUUAUUUUGAAAUCAACUAAAUUGUACCAAUAAUUAAAAUAAAUCUAAAGCCUUUUGUUUCACUACUGUAUAUCAAGAUUGUAAUUGCAGUUUAUUCAUUCAGAAGGCUUUUCUAGAAGCACAUGAAUGGUGUUCUGGUGCUUUUUCCAUUUUGUGCCAAGAGCCAUUUAAAUCUGGAUUGGAUCAGAGGAGUGACUUCAUGUAACUCGUGUCAGAGGCAGAAGCACCUUUUGAGUCUACAGGCGUCGGAACACGGUUAAAUGAAAUGGCCCAUGGUGGUCCGUGUCACUGUGGUGCGUAGGAAGCGAUUCUUCACUGGUGACUGAAUCUUGGCCGGUUCGUGUGUCUCUUCUCACAGAAAACGUUCCGUGCUUUUACGUCCGCUGGGAUCGCAGGAAACGACCGCUUCUCUCUUGACAGUUUUAAUAUAUACAAUCCUCCGUUUGAGAUGCUUGUUCUUGUUCUGCUGUCGUGAAAUCCCAGAAACUGCCUUCCUGAGACUUUUAGAUGGAUGAUGGGUCAUGUUGUGUUGAGGCACUCCUCUCGCUCUCUCUCAUAGCUUCUAUUUCUAAUCAGUAACGUGUGAAGGGGAUGAGCGGGGCAGAUAUGAAACAGAUCUUUAGACACAACAACAAUAUCUCUUCUUGGUUUUUUUUCAAUAACGUUUUUUUGUUUGUUUUUUUAGAGACGGUAAACAUGUUGUUUUAGUGUGUGCGCGCGCGUCUGUGUUACUCGUGAGUGGUUAACUCCUGAUUGUAUUUCAUAGACUGAUGAUAAACUUCAAAUUUUCAGAGGAUUAUGUUGAAUGAAUUCAUGUCUUAAUACAGAAUUGUUUGAAAAAUAAAAUACCUUGAUCUCA